AUGCGCGUCCUCGUGAACGCGUCCUCGUCACUCUCGCGAGCGGCAGCCUCUCGGGCAUUCGUCUCGCACAGUGCGCCCCUCCCAUCAUACCUAGGUCCCAGCCACGUCGACAGCAUGCACGUGUGGCGGCACAUCUACGAUCAAGACGCGCCCGACCCGAACGAACUGCCGCUGGGCCUCGUCGCGCGGCGCCGGUCCGACUGGCGGCACUGGGACGCGCCCGACACGGGCAUCGACGAGCGGACGGCCCGCCUGUGCCACACCCUCGCGGCUGCGGCGGGCCCACCGUCGCCGCCCAUGGCGGCCGUGUCAGGCGAGGUCAAGGGCAACCCCACCGAGAGCGAGGAGGACGUGGCGGCCGACCGCUCCGACGACGACCCGCUCCCGCCCGAGAAACACAACAUCAUCCAGAUGCCCGCGGGCGAGGCGGCGCCCAAGCUCACCGACGCCGAGGAGAGCGUUGCUGCUGACAGGCCCGAGGAGAAUCCGCUGUCGAGAUAG
This is a messenger RNA of Lasiosphaeria miniovina, 501 nucleotides long. RefSeq lists its product as uncharacterized. The record is from RefSeq and is a predicted model, not a curated record. NCBI's taxonomy places the organism in Eukaryota, Fungi, Ascomycota, Sordariomycetes, Sordariales, Lasiosphaeriaceae. The transcript has a single exon. Bases 1 to 501 code for a protein of 166 amino acids.